GCGACUGAUAGCCGAUGGGCAACCAUAGACUGAAAUUCACAUUACGUAUGGCAACUCGCUACUGACUGUCGGCUACUGGCAAGGCUACUGAGUCUGGUAGCGCAAUUUUCUGUAUUAUGUAUGGCUACCAUCUCUUUUUAUAGUAUACGUAGUAUAUGUAGCAAACGUCAAAUUGAAGCAACUGAUCACCAUCAGUCGCCAUUGUUAUAUUUUGCGAAUUUUGGAGGAGAAAGCUGAAACAAAUUAUGAUCAUGGCAGAAAAAUUGCCAGUGAAAAUUACUAAUAGCAAGCAAUUUGAGCGUUUGGUGCAUUUAAUGCAAUCCAACCCAGGAAUUGCAAGAGGAACACGGACAUUUGGACAAAACAAAAUCCAAAACGACGAACAAUGGGACGCUUUUGCUACGGAAAUAAAUAGUUUCGGCCCUCCAAAUAGAUCUAGAAAAGAGUGGCAGCGGGUAUGGAUUAACUACAAGGCCAAAACCAAGAAGAAAAUUAGUGCAAAUAACCGAAAUAUAAGAACGACUGGUGGAGGCCCAUCAGAGGAGCAAACGUUAUCUGCACUCGAGCAAGUGAUAGCAGAUAUUUUACACACAGACGUAAGUGUAAAUCCACCCGGCAAUGUGUUUGGUAUUGUGGAAAUGGACGAAGACGAACAAAACGUAGAGCCGUCAUGCAGUUCUUCGCCAAAUAUUUCGAUAACUGUUCCAAAAAAAAGGCAAAAAAAAAAUAUUGAAGAAAUGAAAGUGGACAUGUUAAAGUCGAAAACUUUAAAUAACUCGGCUAUAGCACAAAAUUUAAAAAAAAAAUAGAAAAAAAUACAUACAAAAUGAGCAAAUAUGCU
Messenger RNA from Rhagoletis pomonella (apple maggot), 841 nucleotides. RefSeq lists its product as uncharacterized. The coding region runs from base 246 to 809 and encodes 187 amino acids. Gene Ontology annotation, cellular component: nucleus. The record is from RefSeq and is a predicted model, not a curated record. Lineage: Eukaryota; Metazoa; Arthropoda; Insecta; Diptera; Tephritidae. The transcript is spliced from 3 exons.